Talaromyces stipitatus ATCC 10500 is the source of this 1520-nucleotide messenger RNA. Its product is annotated as RNA exonuclease, putative. The transcript is spliced from 2 exons. Lineage: Eukaryota; Fungi; Ascomycota; Eurotiomycetes; Eurotiales; Trichocomaceae. Bases 1 to 1350 code for a protein of 449 amino acids. Gene Ontology annotation, cellular component: nucleus. Gene Ontology annotation, molecular function: nucleic acid binding; exonuclease activity. The record is from RefSeq and is a predicted model, not a curated record. Gene Ontology annotation, biological process: rRNA processing; ribosomal large subunit assembly.
AUGGCCGACAAUCAGACAUCCAAUUUUGCGAUAUUGACGCGAAAGAAAGAGAAGAUUGAACAAAAUGGAGAAAAGUAUACCUGUAGAGUGUGCAACCGAGCCUUUGGUUCGCAGAAGGCUCUCAGAUCUCACCGCUCCGCUACUAACCAUGAAGUUCGCUGCUCGGUUUGCAACAAAGGAUUUGCUAUCGACAAAGAUCUACGGCAACAUGCCCGUAUCCAUCUAUCUGCUGCCCCCGGCAAUAUUGCAAGCGCCUCGAAAGUUGAGUCGGUAGUCACGAUGACAGAAGUGACGAGAAGAGUUCUCGAGCCGGAGAAUUGCACCACGUCUCUUGCCCUGCAGGUGCCCCUCAUUCGUCGAGGUCUCGAAGAGCUCAGUCUCAAUGAGGAUCAUUAUCAACAAGAGGUCUCAGAGAAGCAAGUAAUGGCCCAGAAGCAAGGGUUCUUGCACAGACUAAACACAUACACCCUCUUACCCUCUGCCGAGUACGAGACUAUUUAUCGUGCUCUACUUGCUGCAUGUCACGCAACCAACGUUCUUAAUGCAGAGCAGUAUAUAUUACAGGGUGUUACGGGACGGAAAACCAACACCAACGUUCGAUACGAGGAGUUUCGUCCAACACCACAAGCAGUAGCGGGACAACGAAAGCGCAAAAUAGUCGCAAUUGAUUGUGAAAUGGUUGGACUAUGGAAAGGGUCGGAUUCGGUUGUGCUAUUAUGUUCGGUAGACGUACUGACGGGAGAGACUCUUUUGAAUACCUUGGUCAACCCCGUUUCCAAGGUAAAAUCCUGGAGAUCCACAGUUAGCGGUGUUACACGUAAAGCCAUGAAUGUGGCGAUCGAACGAGGCCAGGCUCUUCGUGGCUGGCCAGCUGCCCGAAAAGCACUCUGGCAAUAUGUUGACACUGAGACUAUUCUGGUUGGACAUGCUUUACAGAAUGAUUUGAAUGUUCUGGGCAUAUUCCACCCAAGGAUUGUCGACACAGCAAUCCUAGCUGCGCAAGCAGUAUUUCUGGACCAUCAGGGCAAGAAGUUCCCUCAGACUUAUGGUUUAAAGAAACUACUCGCUUGCUUUGUCAACAUGGCGAUUCAAACGGGGAAAAGGGGGCAUGAUUGUUUGGAAGAUACUCUUGCAACAAGGGAGGUCGCAAUAUGGUGCAUGAGAAAUCCAGAAAGUUUGAAGACAUGGGGCUCCCGGACCUUUGCUGAGUACGAAGCAAGAAGACUGGAAAUUCAACGUGCGAGGGAGAAGGCGAAGGAAGAAGAGAAAGAGGCUAAGAUAGCUUCCAGGAAAGCCGGUAAGACCGGAAGCGGUGCCAGUAUCAAUGCCACGAAUGGUGUCAGCAAAUGAAAUCGGCGUGAAUACAGGGCAUGACUAGAGAAUGAGACCCUCAGCACAACUUGGUACAGUUGAAAUUAUCUGAUACUUUAUGUUGUAUACUCGAGGCUUAUUUGGAUAUGUUUCCUUACUGAGUAGUCUUACUGAUUAUCUUGACUACACGUCAAUCCAUAUCAGAAACA